UGAUAUGCUGAUCAGGAACUCUGUUUUUCUCUAUUAUUACUCUGACAACGCUACGGUCUAGCCUUGGUGAGUUUCAAGUUGUAUCAUAUGUGUAUAAAACACUAUCUCGGUUACUUUGCAGCUUCCUGAUGGUUGUCGUGCUGUUUGCGGUCGCUGCUAUUGUGAUUUCACACACCCAAGCGGCACACUGCCAAGAGAAUCAACACUGUUCAGAUUGCGAUCGGGAGACUGGAAACUGCCUGACAAAGUGUCAUGCUGGGUAUUAUGAUCUGAGAUGCAGUUCCCCUUGCAGUAGCCAAUGCAAAAACAAUGUCUGUGAAAUGUCAGGUACCGGAAUUGAAAGGUGCACGGAAGGUUGCAAACAAGGAUUCCAAGGCUCCAAGUGCAGAAUACCGUGUCACGAUCCUGUAAACACGUGUAAGCAAUGCCCAGGUGCUUGUGAUGGGGAAUACUGCAAUCUCGGCUCCUCGUGUGUUGCUGGCUGCAAUAAUUCAUUUUACGGUUCUCACUGCAGUAUAUGUUCCAAAAGAUGCAAAUCCUGUAAUGUGCAAACAAGAACUUGUGAGGAAUGUCAUGCUGGGCAUGGUGGCGUGAACUGUGUCGGGGGAUGUGAAGAUAAUUGUAAAUUUGGAUGUGUACCCGGAUUUUAUGGUCCAUUGUGUCUUGACGUUUGCAGUUUACAUUGUCGUCCAAACCCCAAACCCAAAGUUGGUACUCGUUCUUUGUCUGAUGCAAAAAGUGUGCACUCCCAACUCGAAUGUCAGCAACUGACAGGGGACUGCACUCAUGGAUGUAUGGACGGCUGGUAUGGACGACGUUGUUCGUUCAAGUGUAAACCUGUUUGCAGAGGUCUAAAAUGUGACAAUACAGGAGCUUGUAUUCACGGCUGCAUAACAGGAAACUACGCGAACGAUUGUCUACCGUGCCCCGAGAACUGUGUCAACAGCACAUGCCACACAGAGGAAGGAUCUUGUACAAACGGAUGUGUGCAAGGGUUCCAUGGUACAUUCUGCAACAAUACCUGUGAGUCAUGUCUCGGUGGUAUUUGCAACCAAACCACUGGCAAACGGAACAAUGGAUGCGGAAACAACUGUUCCUCGCACAAUUGCACUACAACAGUGAAAAAUGAUCCUCGGAUAUUACAGCAAAAUACAACACAAGCCGACAAACCCGACGGUAAUUCAGUUAAAUUUGAAGAUAAAAUUAUCAGCAUUCUCAACCCUCUUAAUUCUGGUGUUAGAUUAUAUCCGAAGAAUAAUUUUGUUUAG
Messenger RNA from Haliotis rufescens (red abalone), 1268 nucleotides. Its product is annotated as protein draper-like. The record is from RefSeq and is a predicted model, not a curated record. The transcript has 2 exons. Lineage: Eukaryota; Metazoa; Mollusca; Gastropoda; Lepetellida; Haliotidae. The coding region runs from base 129 to 1268 and encodes 379 amino acids.